AUGCCGCGUCCAGCAGAGAGUGAAAUGACGUUCGAGCUGAGCGUCGAGGCUCCCAUGAAGGACGUGGAUGAGGACAAGUUGAAGGUCAUAGAAAAAGAGCAGAAUGGAAAUUACGAAGAAGAUACAAACGAUAAUGACCACGGGAGGAGACUAAAUGACGUAUUGCUAGGGUUGCAUUAUCACAAAAAAAACGUAACCAAUAUUACUCUCCUUUCACUUAUUAAAAAUGCAACGAUCGACUUUGUAGCUGAUUUGGAAGAAGAGCUAACCAAUUAUCUUCAGGAUGAAAAAAAUGAAUUCAAUGAGCCAUAUGCGAAAAGUAUAAGACUAAAGAGAGGGAAAAUAUUAGGCAGUUAUAAAAAUAACAUGAUGCUAAACAGCCACAUAAAUAUUGACAUUGGAUUCGAAUAUGUGUUAGAUACAACAUUGGGCAGGAAAUGCAAGUACAGGAGUCUACCACACUACCACAACCUCUUCAUUAUCCUCCUGAAGAAUUAUUUUUUCACCAAGAAUUUUUUAACUAUUUUGCAUGAACAGAAUUUAUCUCACAGUGUGGAUGUACGUGUUGGUGUAAAGACGUGGUUGAAUAAUUCAAAAUCGAUUUUAGUCCUCACAGUGCAUAAAAGGGAGAAGCAUGUUGGCAACAUCCAUGUGAUUCUUUACCCUUCGAAGAAAGUCACCUCGAGUCUGUUACAGGUGUAUAGAAAGUGGUAUGCGGGUGCGGUGCACAAGACCCACACACAGAUUGAGGAAAAAAAUAAUGCAGGCGAGGUCAAAGGGAAGAAAAAAAAAAAUGGAAAAAACGCCAAGCAUGAUAAGGAUAAGGGGACGGAAAAGGGAAGCACUGCACGCACAAACAAAGCGGGAGAAAAAACACAUGCAGAGGAAGAUCAAGUGAGGAAAAAAAUACAAACCCUCUGCAUUAGACGAACCAUUGUGAAAAAAUUUAUACUUACCGAGUGUCAUUUGAUCGAGUGUGAUAAUUUAAUAAAAAGGACCGUUGCCCAGGUAGAUGCGUACAAGCAAGCUGUUAAAUUGCUCAAGCUCUGGUGCCUCAACAAAAGGUUACUGCAUACCUUCUCUACUCGUGAUGAAAAGAGUGACGGUAAACUUAAGCAAGGACAAAAUUGUAAAAUUGAAAAUUUCUUCCACUACACAGAUGUGAACUCGUUUGCACUGGGACUGAUCUGUAGCUACGUCUGUCAUGAGCAGAACCUCCACAGAUGCGAUGCCUUCCUCAUUUUUAAGAAGACCAUAAGCUUUUUGAGCAGCAUGAAUUUGUGUGAUCAUGUAUAUGAAUAUAACAACGGAGUGUUUACCUCUUCGGAGAGGGGAAAGGGGACGUGUUCAUCAACAGAGGGGCCACAUAUAUUUAUUAUUAAUUCAUUAUAUGACCCGUUCGAGUCCAUUUUUUGCUCCCUCACUGAACUGAUUGAGGAGGCGAAGAAGGCAGAGUAUUCCCUUCGUUGUGGUAACGUAUACGACAUGCUGGCGUGUAACUAUGAGUGCUUUUCUUUGAACUACGAGGAGCAGGUGUUCUUCCCCCUUCUCGUGAACAACUACCUGCAUAACUAUAACGAGGUGGUGAUGGGUUUGAGGCGCAACUUGGUGCGUGGCUUGGCUGACCGCUUGAGCGAGGUGGCCGUGCGCCUCGUCCGCUUUGUCCUCCACGAGGGGGGAGUGGCGGGGGAAGGGGCAGGCGAUUCGCACCAAGUGAGUGCAACGGGUGAGCAGGAUCAGCGCCGCGUCACAUUGGGCAGCCUGCCGAAGAGUCUCUUCCACGAAGUGCUGCUCACGUGCAAGCGGCGCCGGGGGGACGGUAUGGAUGCCUCCGACACUGGGGAGCAUGAUGGAUCGAAGAAGGUCCUGUUGAAGAGGAAAACUCUAAUAGGAGUGACCUUCUUUAUAAAGACAAACAACGUUAUGAGGCUGAUGGAUGUGUGUAAGGAGCUGUACUCCCCCGAGGGAACCUCCACAUUUAAGCAGUUUUGGCGAGACAAAGCAAGCAUUAGGAGAUUUGAAAAUAAUACCAUUUUUGAAGUCGUUCAGUGGAGGAAGCCAGGCACGAGAUUGCCUAGGAAGAAGAGGAACGCGUCAACACGUGCACAUGAUGAGAGUGAAAGCGAGGAGGAGGACCACAACGUGGGUAACCCCUUCUUUGAGGUCCUGUUCAGCCAGCUGUACGAAGGGAAAACCCCAUCAGUGCACGUGCAGGCGAUUAAAUGCAUCUUACGCAUGAUGAAGUUUAACGAAGCAACCAGUUUGCAGAAGGGACUACACGACAGGAUCCAUUCGCUGAAAAGUGAUGAGGCAAUUCACCUGUACAGUGGAAAGAAGGAAAAGAAAAAGACCUUCUUCGUAUAUCUGUCCACCCCAUUGUUAAUUAAAGAUGCGCAUUUCACCUACUACGAAAGUAUUAGCAACCUUUAUAAUGAAGUAAAAAAUAUUUUAUACAGUCUGAGUGAGAAGUUGUUUACCGUGUGCAACGUGAGUAGCUCGAAUGAUUUACUUAAGAUGACCGAUCUGGGCUAUAAAAAGAAUAAGAAAAAAAUAAUCGACUUGGUUGUGGAUAUAAAAUUCAACAGUGUCAACUACAAGAAUGCUCAAAACUUCUUUCGUAUAUAUGAAAGUGCUAAGGGGAUUAUUUGUAAUAAGAUUUGUACUGAGGGGAAGAAUUUUUUUUCAAAAGUAGAGAAUAAAAACUUUUGUCUUGACCUUGUAUCCAAGCUAGUCCUCUUCAGGUUGCACAUUUUCGUUAGCAAAGUGAUCGAGAGGAAUCUCAUUCAAGUGACCAACAUGGAUGAUGUACGAAUUGAGCAAGUAGAUCAUAUGAACAAGAUAAAGAAUUAUAUUUUCAAGCCAUUAGUUUCUUCUUUUGUUUAUUUUUACUCAACUAAAUUUGCAUCCUUUCACUUGUCUGUGAAGAUAUGUAAACUGUGGUUCAUGUGUAAGGGUAUUUGGUGUUGUGAUGAGUUGGUGGAAAAUAUUCUUUUUUACCUGUACACGCAAGAGUUUAGGAGGCAUGCUAGGAGGAAUGUUUUUUUUUUGGAGAAUGGUCUACCUGGAAGUAACACCCCACAUGCACAGUUCCUUCGCUGGAGUCGUUUGUAUAGAAGAAUUGCCCGUGCGGAGAAGGUGGAAGAGCGCCUCUACUACCGCUCCCUUUGUGAGAGGGAGAAGAUAUCCUUAGGGGGAAGCCCUACUGGUGUCACCAGCGCAAGUGAGAGUGGGGAGGACGACUCUCUUUUUGUUAGUGCUCCCAUGCAGAAGGGAUCUGUGGAGGUCAGGAAGGACAGCCCGAAAGCCACUGCCUACCAUGCGAAGGGGAAAAAGGGAAACAACAGCGUACAUCAGGGGGGGAAGUUGAAGAAGGAAGACGCCGCAUCGGGAGCAACCGCAACGACAGCAACGGCAACAGCAACGGCAACAGCAACGGAAAACACGUUGGGUGAGCCAAGUGAUGCCGCUCACAACGGAGACGAGUUCUUAGACUCCUUUUCCAUAUGCCCCGUAACAGCCCUCACGAAAUUUUUGUCCUUCCUGGUGAGCUACGAUUGGCACAACAAACCGCUCAUCAUGGACUACGACAAUUGCCUCAAGGAGGAACAUAAAAUUAAAUUAAUAAAUUCUUUUCAUGCGAGAAAAAAAAAUAAAGAAAUGAAAAAACCCUUUUGGAUAUGUUCCCUGUAUGACCCCCACUGUCUACUCAUUAAUCUGCCCCAGCACUUAUUUGAAUUAAUUCUUUCGGAAGCGAACAAGUCCCUCGAGACGAUAAAAAAAUUGCAUAUUCAUUUUGAGCGGGAGCAUUGGAUUUCCCUUUUUCUAAUGGACAGAAGGAACUGUGAUAUCAUUUUGAAUUUUCACCGACCGGAGAGGUCCCUGAGCUUGUUAAAGGAGAAAAUAAAAUUUGCCGAACAUGCGGGGGGCCUUGUUGAGGGGGAUACAUGCGUAGGGGGCGAAGUGCAACCCAGCUCGAACACACCCAGUAAGAACAAGAAGCAACAGAAGGAGACGCAACAGAAGGAGACGCAACAGAAGGAGGAUGACGACGCGGAAGAGGCAAAGGAAAAUGAAAACCUAGCCACCCUAACCAAUCACAAAAAAGGAACGAAUGAAAACAAUACACAAACACUGAACCAUAUGUACCGCAUGGACGAGGCCUACGACCUAAGCUACCUAGACGAUGUCACCAAAAUGAAGGCCACAAAAGUUUGUGAUAUGCUUCAGGGAUUGCAGAAGCACGAGUUGCUGCUUGUGUACAAGAGCUACUUCGAGCAUUUUAUAAAAAACGUGGAGAAGAAAUUCGAAUGCCAGAUAACGGUGCUCUACAACCCCCUGUGCUUUAACGAAAUUGUAGACAUUCACUGGUUCCGAAAAAAAAUAAAACGUAAACUUCGUAAGGCACCAGAACAAUAUGAAAAGGUAAGCAUGUCAUGGAGAACAAAUGUAUUCAUCACAUUUAACCCUGCCUUUAUCACAAACGUCGUGCAGAGUGAGGAGGGAGCGGAACUGAGCCAAGAUGUAGGGGAAGAAGCAGAUUCAGCAAAUUUUGCACACACUUCUAAGAGCCUCCCGAGCGCGGUGAACUCUUCUCUUGCGCUGAACAAUUUUAAUGCGUUAAUUCUGUACAUAAAGAGUAACGCAUGGGAUCUUCUGCGUGGGGUUCACUUCCCUACCAUGUGA
This is a messenger RNA of Plasmodium fragile, 4683 nucleotides long. RefSeq lists its product as uncharacterized. Gene Ontology annotation, biological process: rRNA processing; tRNA export from nucleus. NCBI's taxonomy places the organism in Eukaryota, Apicomplexa, Aconoidasida, Haemosporida, Plasmodiidae. The record is from RefSeq and is a predicted model, not a curated record. The transcript has a single exon. The coding region runs from base 1 to 4683 and encodes 1560 amino acids. Gene Ontology annotation, cellular component: small-subunit processome; CURI complex; UTP-C complex.